AUGAAUCAUGGAUAUUCCGACCUUCAGGUCGUACCGGACCAUCCAAGCCUUGAGCCUGCCCAAGCAGAGAAAGAGCUAGCAACACAGCAAAGUGCUGAGAAGAAGCCAGCCGGAGAUGCAUCUGCGUACCAAGACAUCGACUCCUCAAAUCGGCACAUUUGUGGUCUCAGAAGAAAAACAUUCUGGAUCGUUCUUGGGGUUGCUAUGGUGGUAGUCAUCGGAGCAGCUGUGGGCGGCGGGGUUGGAGGAGCACUUUCCAACAGAUCACCAGCGUCAGCGUCAGCGUCAGCGUCAGCGUCUUCAAGUUCUGGUGUUUCGUCCACGGCACCAACAACCACAGUCCCCUCAUCAGUCUCUCUCACAACGACCACGCUUGUCGGCCCGACGCAAACACUGCUUCGGGACUGCCCUUCAUCAAACAACACUCUAUACGAAGUCUCCUUUGGGGCAGACCAGUUCGAAUUUCGCAAAAUGUGCAGCGUCAAGCUGGCGGGAAAUGGCGAUAACGUCGUCAGUGUCAAGACAGCCAACCUCGAUGAUUGCAUCAAUCGUUGCGCCAACUACAACAACGAGAAUCGUACCGAGAUUGCCUCAGGGUCUAGCGGGGUUUGCAAUGCCGUUUGCUGGAGACACAGCUUGUCAUCUGACUGGCCAGGACAGUGUUUUGGGUUUUCGACGCAAAACUCGUCCACGGGUGGGUUUUCGGUAGACACUUCAGGUGUCGAGUGUGACUCUGCUGGGUGGAUUAAUCAGGAGAUAUUGUGA
This is a messenger RNA of Diaporthe citri, 765 nucleotides long. RefSeq lists its product as uncharacterized. The coding region runs from base 1 to 765 and encodes 254 amino acids. The record is from RefSeq and is a predicted model, not a curated record. The transcript has a single exon. Lineage: Eukaryota; Fungi; Ascomycota; Sordariomycetes; Diaporthales; Diaporthaceae.